Molecule: messenger RNA, 1349 nt
Organism: Olea europaea var. sylvestris
Lineage: Eukaryota; Viridiplantae; Streptophyta; Magnoliopsida; Lamiales; Oleaceae
Exons: 4
Coding region: 1-873 (290 amino acids)
Source: RefSeq, a predicted model, not a curated record
AUGUCUCCAUCGCCAAGCCCAGUUCCAUCAGCUAAUUCGAAUACUAGGGAUGUUCAAAAUCCAGUGAAUCAGCCAAAGUUAGAUAUAUGUGACAUGGUGUCUGAUAAGUGCCACAUUGCAGGAUACAAAAUCACAGCAUGUGUUCCUUCUCUUGGAAAAGAUGGAUCCUCAACCUAUGCCAGUGUUGUAGUAGGACAAAUUGGCAAAGGUCUAACACUACCAGUUGGUACUAGUCCCCAAGACGUUCUGUACUGUUAUUCAAGUGUAGCGUCUUCGUUAAAGUGCGCUUCCCUUUUUCAACGUCAAAACAGUUCGAAAUUAUCUGUCUUCAUUGCAGGGUCUGGAGGAUCAUACAUGCUUCUUCUGAAUGAUUUUGAGAGCUCCCUUAAGCUAAAUAUUGCUGUUCGUCCCAUGAACGAAAUACUGGAAAAUAUAGAAAUUCCGGCACACCAAGUGAAGGAGGUAAAUUUGCCCCAAAAUAUAGUAGGAAUCUCUUCGAUUUCCUUAAGUACUGGAAACGGCAAUUGUGUGAUUCAUGUAGGAGAUGCAGGAUCAGAAGGUUUUUAUACCAAAUAUUUCACGCCAAUCAGUGGAGCAUACCUAUUGUUUGCUACAGGUUUGCUUAUAGCAGGGAUAUGGGCAUGCCGCAAGUUGGGGAAAAGGGGACGACAUCUUGAUGGAGUCCCAUAUCGAGGACUUGAAAUGGGGAAGAAAGACUCUAAUUCUUCCACGAGCGUUGGAACAGCUGUACAUUGGGAUCAAAGUUGGAAUGAGGAUUGGGAUGAAGAGAAGGCAAUGAAAUCACCACAAGGAAGUCAUUUAGGAAAAAGAUUGCGGAAUGGUUCCACUCUGAGGUACAUAGACACCGAUUAAUGGGGAAAUGAUUGGGAUGAUUACGUAAGGAACAUAUACGUCCUCCGUCAUCCUCUUGAAGCUGACAAAAGACAAUAUUAGCGUGUUCAGUAGGAAGGAUUCGAUAGUUAGCACUAGACUUUACUAGGAUAGAAAAGAAGUUAAAAGUAUUGCAUAUUAUUCUGCCAAGUCCUAACAAUACCGAGUACGAAAAGGUAGAUAACUGAUGCAGAAAAUUAAGAUUCUUGCCUUGAAUAAACACAAUUAUGCUGUGCCUGCUGAUGAAAAAGCUGUGCACGAAAAAUUUUGCUGUAUGUAACGCAAGAUCUUUUCGGAUUUCUUAUAUGUAGAGGUUGCCUCUCCCUUCACUGCUAAAAUUCUCAUUGUUCCAGAAAGAAAGGCAUUGUAGAAGAUUAGGACUUUACUACUGUCCAAAACACUGCUGGGAAACUGGUUCAGCAUACUCAGUACAUUAGAGGUUUAUUUCUAUUUUACAA